Messenger RNA from Periconia digitata, 812 nucleotides. The record is from the annotation of a GenBank genome assembly. NCBI's taxonomy places the organism in Eukaryota, Fungi, Ascomycota, Dothideomycetes, Pleosporales, Periconiaceae.
CCCCUUCGUCAAUCACUGUUCAAUCCGUCCAAAUAUGAUUCCUCAUCCCACCGGGCCAAAAAGAGGCAACCCGCUCACCAAAACUCUCGUUACAACACCACGACACAACUACCAAGCCCUCAAUUACCACCCACAAUCACACUACCUACACCACGCAUCACGAGUAAACAUCUCGCCCGAGAGAUCUGCAGGUACAAAAGUCCCGUUGCCGGCGUUCAUUCGCUCAAAUGCCGGGGUAGGAUGGGUAAUCUAAGAUCAGCGCUUAUCCACACGAUACCUUCCUUUUUGAGGUUGCACCAUGUGCAAUCAUCUCCGCGUGGUCUCCCGUCCCGAAUAGGAUGCUGGUCUGAGUAUAUCUUUCGUAGAGAUAAGGCUGUUGAUGACUUUGAAGUAUUCCUGAGGGACGACCUUUUGUGUGAAUAUUAAACCUGGCCCAAAACUACGAUCACUCGUGAACAAAGCAGGUGAAGUAAACGAUUGUUUGAGUCAACACAGCAUUCUGGCAUUUGGGAAUAGGCUAUCCAGAGGUUCGCUAAUUAGUAUCCCCUGCCGAUCUCGCUGUCCUACAUAUCCAUCCUACCUAUAUCUGCCUAUGCCAGGUUUUCGACUAUCUCGGAUAGAGUAGAUUCACUACUCAGUCGGUGCUAUUCAUUCAUUAGCCCAUUCUUCCGUCUACAUAUCUACACUUAGGUAGCAUUCAGAAAGCUAUCAGGUCUAGCCCAUUCUAGUGAUCCAAUCAGGCCCGUCUCGUAUCUCACCCGUCAACCCUCCUUUCAACACAAUGGCACUCAGGAACAUCAGGGUCCCCGGUC